AUGAUCUUGUACGAGGGUGGUGCUGGUGCAGGAGAGGUGGAUGUGUUGGAGAACUAUUUAGAAGGAAAGUUUUAUGCUGGUGAAUUGUAUAUGGGAGGGCUUCACACGUUUCUGGAUGUACAUUUAGAUGCAUAUGGAUGUGGAGUUCAAACCAAGGCAAUAAUGAGCACAGCGGAUCCUGCAUCAGAACUGGACACUCCCAUUCCUCACCAAAGGAGAUCAAUUGAAUGCUGCACAGAACGCAAUGAAUGUAAUAAAGAUCUGCACCCCACGUUGCCUCCACUGAAAAACAGAGAUUUUGUUGACGGAUCUGUACACCACAAAGCCUUACUUAUAUCUGUGACUGUCUGUAGUUUCCUGUUGGUCCUUAUCAUUUUAUUCUGUUACUUCAGGUAUAAAAGACAAGAAGCCAGACCUCGGUACAGCAUUGGGUUGGAGCAGGAUGAAACUUACAUUCCUCCAGGCGAAUCCCUGAAAGACUUAAUUGAGCAGUCUCAGAGCUCAGGAAGUGGGUCAGGCCUCCCUCUGCUGGUCCAAAGGACUAUCGCUAAGCAGAUUCAGAUGGUGAAACAGAUUGGGAAGGGUCGCUACGGGGAAGUUUGGAUGGGAAAGUGGCGUGGCGAAAAGGUGGCCGUGAAAGUUUUCUUCACCACCGAGGAGGCCAGCUGGUUCCGCGAGACGGAGAUUUAUCAGACGGUGUUGAUGAGGCAUGAAAACAUUUUGGGGUUCAUUGCCGCCGAUAUCAAAGGGACGGGGUCCUGGACCCAGUUGUACCUAAUCACAGACUAUCAUGAAAACGGUUCCCUCUAUGAUUACUUGAAGUCCACCACCCUGGAUGUUAAAUCGAUGCUGAAAUUAGCCUAUUCUUCCGUCAGUGGCUUAUGUCAUUUACACACCGAGAUCUUUAGUACCCAAGGCAAGCCAGCAAUCGCCCAUCGAGAUCUGAAAAGUAAGAACAUCCUGGUGAAGAAAAAUGGCACUUGCUGUAUAGCCGACCUGGGCCUGGCUGUUAAAUUUAUUAGCGAUACAAAUGAAGUUGACAUACCACCCAACACUCGUGUUGGCACCAAGCGCUAUAUGCCUCCAGAAGUGUUGGAUGAGAGCUUGAAUAGAAAUCACUUUCAAUCUUACAUCAUGGCCGAUAUGUACAGCUUUGGGCUCAUUCUUUGGGAGGUGACUAGGAGAUGCGUAUCAGGAGGUGCAGUGGAAGAAUACCAGCUUCCCUAUCACGACUUGGUGCCCAGUGACCCCUCUUAUGAGGACAUGAGAGAGAUCGUAUGCAUCAAGAAGCUCCGUCCCUCAUUCCCCAGCCGGUGGAGUGGCGAUGAGUGUCUGAGGCAGAUGGGGAAACUAAUGACCGAGUGCUGGGCUCACAAUCCCGCGUCCAGACUGACAGCCCUGCGUGUGAAGAAAACACUCGCCAAAAUGUCAGAGUCCCAGGACAUUAAACUCUGAUUUGAGGGGGAAAAAAGAAGACAAAGGUAAAGAAAAGAAAAAGAAAGGAUCAGUGGAGAAAGCCAGCUCUUCCUCUCUUUGCGGGCAGAGUAGAAAAUGUUCCCGCAGCACCCACAGUCCAAGCCUCGAACAGCCCUGCUUCCCAGUGGGUUCAGUGUCACCUCUCGGGGGGCAGCGUGGACAAAGGCAGAAGCCCCCAGAAACAGGGAUCCCUUGUGUGGGGCGGAGGUUGAAACCGCCCGGGUAACUUGUUGAAGACGGGGUGCACGUUGCUUUCUAAGAAAGCCCUGUAUUUUGGGAUUGCCCCCUCUUUUUAUUUUUUUCCUUUUCAAAAGAUGCUUUAAUUUUGCCAAAAUAUAACAAAGAAUUUAGAUGUUUUAAGGUUGUUACUAUUCUAGUUUAAAUAAUAACAAGGAGAGUUCCUUGCAGAAAUUCUGCUAGAAAGGAAAUGAAAAUCGUUUUAUUCAUUGGUAAAAUUUGGUUGCACUCUACACCCCAGAAGACAGCCUGUGAGGUUGGAGACCACAGAAUGGGACUGUCUGAAAAGCCCGCCCCUGCCCGCUCUGACCACUUUGGCCAGCCCUGCUCGGGGGGCUGCCACAGCAAUGUGAAUGCACCUGGGUACACAUGCCGCCUGCCUGGGCCCCACUCGGGGACUCCUGCAGGCGACCUUUUGCAGCUUCAGAGGAUAUGGAACAAAUGAAGAUUUUCUGUGAUUCUAUUAACAGUCAGUGUCAGUGUUCUUCAGAACCACUUUGUGUUUCUGAUUCUGUUAGGCAUCUCUUUCAUGGUCAAAUCUCUUCCUUUUCAUUAAACACAAGCAAAGCUUUUUUUUUUUUUUUAAUGUGCAGAGAACUGACCGAUGCAUGCUUUUGAUCUCUCAAACGAGAGGCUCACUAUUCAGUGAAAUUGCCAUCAG
Molecule: messenger RNA, 2374 nt
Organism: Myotis davidii
Lineage: Eukaryota; Metazoa; Chordata; Mammalia; Chiroptera; Vespertilionidae
Gene: BMPR1B
Product: bone morphogenetic protein receptor type 1B
Exons: 10
Coding region: 1-1455 (484 amino acids)
Biological process (GO): dorsal/ventral pattern formation; BMP signaling pathway; protein phosphorylation
Cellular component (GO): plasma membrane; signaling receptor complex
Molecular function (GO): ATP binding; SMAD binding; transforming growth factor beta receptor activity, type I
Source: RefSeq, a predicted model, not a curated record